Messenger RNA from Adineta steineri, 981 nucleotides. The record is from the annotation of a GenBank genome assembly. NCBI's taxonomy places the organism in Eukaryota, Metazoa, Rotifera, Eurotatoria, Adinetida, Adinetidae.
AUGUGUAAUUCUACUGUUGUACUUUUAAAUUCUAUUUCUCAACAAGUGAUUAUUUAUAUGGGAUUUUUUCUUUUUAUCAUUGGUCUUAUUGGUAAUCUCUUAACUUUACUUGUCUUUCUCAGCCUUGAAACAUUUCGACAAAGUUCAUGUGCAUUUUAUUUAAUAAUCAUGUCAAUUGUUAAUACAUUUCAUUUAUUUACGGGUUUAUUAACUUUUAUUAUGAUUAAUGGAUUUGCUAUUAAUUGGACAAAUACAUCAUUAUUUUAUUGUAAAUUUCGCCCAUUUUGUGUUCAAGUGUGUAUAUCCAUAUCUUUUUCAUGUAUGUGCUUAGCAACUAUCGAUCAAUUCUUAGCAACUCUUUCUAACACUCGAUGGCAUCAAUUCAAUAAUAUUAAAUUAGCUCGAUCUAUUAUAACAGGAAUAACUAUAAUUUGGAUUUUAUGUGAAAUACCUUUUAUGAUAUAUUAUGGUAAUACUUUACCACUCAGUACCGGAAAAUUCAAUUGUAUUAUGACGAAUGACGCUUUUAGAAAAUAUUAUAAUUAUUUUCAUGGACUUAUUCUAUCAAAUAUUCUACCUUUAUUAAUAGUGAUUUUAUUUGGAAUAUUAGCAUAUCGAAAUGUUCAAAAAAUAGCGUAUCGAACAGUUCCAUUAGUUCGACGAGAAUUAGACAAACAAUUAACUGUAAUGGUUCUUGUUCAAGUCUUUUAUGAUACUAUUGCACUUACACCAUUAGCAAUUCUACUUAUUUAUAAUGAUAUUCCAGAUAAAUCACUUGAUGCAUGUGGAAUAGCUAUUUUAAAUAUUUUCACAACUCUAUUUACUCUUCUAUAUUAUUUUCAUUUUGUGGGUUCAUUCUUCAUAUAUAUAUGUGUAUCAAAAAGAUUUCGUCAACAAUUGAUUCAUGUUUUAUUUACAAAUUUCAAUCGAUAUCAUCCUCGACCACUAAAUAACAAUCAAAUACAACCACAAACUUCAUAA